Setaria italica (foxtail millet) is the source of this 797-nucleotide messenger RNA. Its product is annotated as 50S ribosomal protein L12, chloroplastic. The transcript has a single exon. Gene Ontology annotation, molecular function: structural constituent of ribosome. The record is from RefSeq and is a predicted model, not a curated record. Gene Ontology annotation, biological process: translation. Gene Ontology annotation, cellular component: ribosome. NCBI's taxonomy places the organism in Eukaryota, Viridiplantae, Streptophyta, Magnoliopsida, Poales, Poaceae. Bases 65 to 604 code for a protein of 179 amino acids.
UUUAUCCCCGCCUCUUUCUCCUCCUGCCAAACCCGAGCAGGGCGCACCAAAGAACCCACGCGCCAUGGCUUCCACCGCCCUCUCCUCCGCCUCCUUUCCCCGCCUCACCGUCUCCACCGCCUCCUCCUCCUCGCUCCCCAAGGCGGUUGCCUUCCCCGCCCGCGGACGCGGCGGCCGCUUCGCCGUCGCCUGCACCUCGACGGCCUCCCCGAAGGUGCUCGAGCUCGGGGACGCCAUCGCGGGGCUCACCCUCGAGGAGGCGCGGGGCCUCGUGGACCACCUGCAGGAGCGUCUGGGCGUCACCGCAGCCGCGUUCGCCCCUGCGGCCGUGGUCCCCGCGCCAGGCGCCGGCGCGGCGGGCGGCGAGGAGGCCGCGGCGCCCGUGGAGAAGACGGAGUUCGACGUGGUGAUCGAGGAGGUGCCCAGCAGCGCGCGCAUCGCGACCAUCAAGGUGGUGCGCGCGCUCACGAACCUCGCGCUCAAGGAGGCCAAGGACCUCAUCGAGGGCCUGCCCAAGAAGCUCAAGGAGGCCGUGAGCAAGGACGAGGCCGAGGACGCCAAGAAGCAGCUCGAGGAGGUCGGCGCCAAGGUGUCCAUCGCCUGAGAUGCACGCAAGCACCAGCUAAUUACACUAGGACUGCUUCUCUUUUACGCCCCAAGUUUUUCUUGGCAAUUACUCACACAAUUUUGCGUCCCUUGUUCCUGUAAGAACUGUACUACUACCGUGUUGUUUCAGUACGACGGCAUUACCUUUUGGUACGUGCUUACGGGUGGGUAUUUGACAAUUUGGCGAGUUA